This is a messenger RNA of Dibothriocephalus latus, 333 nucleotides long. Lineage: Eukaryota; Metazoa; Platyhelminthes; Cestoda; Diphyllobothriidea; Diphyllobothriidae. The record is from the annotation of a GenBank genome assembly.
AUGGAAGAGGAAUUCGUUUUCCAUAAAACCUACAUGAUAGCUUUGUUAACAUUUGCGAACGUACUAUCGGGAUCUAUACCCCGUUUUGAGGAAGAGAUAGAGGAGUGGAAAGAUUUACAGUUCUCAGUGGACUUCAAUCGGUCUAUCUUAGACAUUUCUAGGUCUCCUAAUAUCAGCGUCGAAUACGCCGAGGAGCAAGUUGGUUUGCGGAAAAGACAGACGGUGCUACGUGCUGUCAUUGAAGCGUGUAUGCCGAGAGAGUUUGAAGUCCCUCUUAAGAACACUUUCCUCACUGAAAUCCCAAUUGUUGAAUUAGCUAUGAUGUUGGUCUGA